GUAUUUGAUUUUGUUCAUAUUAAAGCUCCAGCUUCUAAAGUCCACCCUGCUGCUGAGGAACAGCUGGAGCAGGACAUCCCAGACAAAGGCCACAUCCGCAGCAAUUAUAAAAUCGGCCUAAAACUUGGUCAAGGAGGAUAUGGCUUUGUCUACGAAGGGACUCGCUGCAAGGAUGGACUUGAGGUGGCUGUGAAAUUUUCAGUGAAGUCCCCUAACAUGGCAUACAUCAGAGUGCCUGAUCAUCCCAAAGUUGUCCCCAUGGAAAUAGGCCUGACACUCAUGGCCAAUAAGAGCCCCAGAAGUCCUCAGAUCAUAAAGCUUCUGGACUGGGAGGACAACGAAGACCAUUACAUCAUGGUCAUGGAGCGGCCCAUGCCCUGCGUGGACUUGAAAAGCUUUGUAAAGCUCCACGGAGAGAGUCUUGAUGAGGGGACAGCACGAAAGGUCAUGCGGCAGGUCAUCAAAGCUGCUAAUGUUUGCAUCACACGUGGUGUCUUUCAUCGGGACAUCAAGAUGGAGAACCUACUGGUGAACCAGAACACCAUGGCGGUGAAACUGAUUGACUUCGGGUGUGGUGCGCAAAUGAAGAAAUCUGGCUACGAAGUCUUUAGUGGCACAAAAGCAUACUGUCCACCAGAGGUCACCGUGAACGGGAGAUACCACGCAAAGCCGACAACAGUGUGGUCGCUAGGGAUCCUCCUGUUCAUGAUGGCAUGUGGAUAUUAUCCCACAGGCUACGACCUGGAACUGAUCAGUAAGAGGAGAUGGACCAGACCUGGCCUGUCACAAGAAUGCUGCCAGAUGAUUUCUUCAUGUCUGCAGUCUGAUCCACAGCAGAGGAUCGACCUGGAGAAGAUGCAUCUCCAUGACUGGUUUAAGGUCAUGGAGUAAGACAUGAAGAACCUUAGAAAACAACACCUGUCACAGGCUUUGCGUCUGGUGGGCUGAUAUGAGUGGCUUUUCCAUCCCUCCACUCACACCUUAGCAUCUUCCGGGGCCGGCAUGUCCUGGUAGAGUCUGGCGCCUCAAAUUGAAGCAGCAAUACCUGGAUCUGGCAGUCCUGCUUGCUUAGAGAUGUCUAAAUAAUAGUUAUUUAUAUAGUCUUUUAGGAAAAGUGUAAGUUAAGAGUUUGAGCUGUGUAUAAGUGUAUAAGAUAAUUUAAAAAGAUAAUUGUAUAAGAAUUUA
Molecule: messenger RNA, 1185 nt
Organism: Labeo rohita (rohu)
Lineage: Eukaryota; Metazoa; Chordata; Actinopteri; Cypriniformes; Cyprinidae
Product: serine/threonine-protein kinase pim-3
Exons: 7
Coding region: 217-891 (224 amino acids)
Biological process (GO): protein autophosphorylation; negative regulation of apoptotic process; regulation of mitotic cell cycle
Cellular component (GO): cytoplasm
Molecular function (GO): protein serine/threonine kinase activity; ATP binding
Source: RefSeq, a predicted model, not a curated record